AUAGCGCUAUCAAUUCUAGUAUUCUACCUAAAAUGUGGCUCAUGCCUAACUCUUUGGUCUCAUAUAUAAUUAUUGCUUCUUAUAACCUCUUCUAGUUGCCAUUUCUAGCUCCAUAACAAAAGAAAGAAAAUGGGAUCCACCAAUACAAUCAAACCUAACCAUGAUUCUAUAUUGAGCGAACGCAAAGCAUUUGAUGAAACAAAAGCUGGUGUAAAAGGACUUGUUGAUGCAGGACUUAAGAAGAUUCCAAGCUUAUUCCAUCAUCAACCUGACAAAUAUGAGAAAGCUAACAACACUAGCCAUGUUAUUCCUGUCAUAGACCUUGUAGAUAUUGAUAAUAAAGAUCAAAGUAUUCACCAAGGGAUUGUUGACAAAAUCAAGGAAGCAUGUGAAACAUGGGUUUUUUUUCAGAUUGUUAAUCAUGGAAUCCCUUUGAGUGUUCUUGAGGAGAUGAAAGAUGGUGUUAAGAGGUUUUAUGAGCAGGAUAUAGAAGUCAAGAAAGAUUUGUAUACAAGAGAUAGGAAUAGAUCUUUUAUUUAUAAUAGCAAUUUUGAUAUUUAUAGCUCACCAGCACUUAAUUGGAGGGAUACAUUUUUUUCUUACUUGGCUCCUAAUACUCCCAAACCGGAAGAUUUUCCGGUAGUAUGCAGAGAUAUACUGCUAGAAUAUGGGAAACACAUGAUGAAUUUAGGGACAUUACUGUUUGAGUUGUUGUCAGAAGCUUUAGGUCUGAUUCCAAACCAUCUAAAAGAUAUGGAUUGUGCUGAAGGGCUAGUUGCUCUUUGCCAUUAUUAUCCACCGUGCCCUGAACCAGAAUUGACUGUGGGAACAACCAAGCAUUCUGACACUGAUUUUCUCACUGUGCUUCUACAAGACCAUAUUGGUGGCCUACAAGUUUUUUAUGAAGAUAAAUGGAUUGAUAUUAAACCUGUACCUGGAGCUCUCAUAGUUAAUGUUGGAGAUCUUUUGCAGCUUAUAACGAAUGAUAAAUUCAAGAGUGUUGAACAUAGAGUACUUGCCAAUCAUGUCGGUCCAAGAACAUCAAUUGCAUGUUUUUUCUGCACAUUUCAUAGGUCAUCCUCAAAGCUUUAUGGACCUAUAAAGGAACUAUUAUCAGAAAACAAUCCUCCCAAAUACAAAGAAACCACAGUUAAUGACUAUAUAACCUACUUUGAAGCAAAAGGACUUGGUACUUCUGCUCUUACACAUUACAAGAUUUGAACUAGACAAUGUGGAAGAUAAAAAUGUUAGCUCAUAUAAAUAAUUGAAGGAAUUUGGUGAGUUGAUGAUGGUGUAGUUAUUAAUCAAUUCCAUAUGAUGUGAACUAGAAAUAA
Messenger RNA from Trifolium pratense (red clover), 1334 nucleotides. RefSeq names its product 1-aminocyclopropane-1-carboxylate oxidase homolog 2-like. The transcript is spliced from 3 exons. The record is from RefSeq and is a predicted model, not a curated record. NCBI's taxonomy places the organism in Eukaryota, Viridiplantae, Streptophyta, Magnoliopsida, Fabales, Fabaceae. The coding region runs from base 130 to 1221 and encodes 363 amino acids.